AUUUAAUUUUUUUAGGUUAUGUAUGUGUCAAUUCUUUUAGUUACAUACACGUCAACUGCUACAAUUUUCCAAAUACUUUCAAAAAUUGGUUCAAUAUUUAAGACUUUUUGAGCCCUAUGUUAUAAUCAUGGACUUUUUCAAAAGUAUUCCUUUACAUAUGGAUUUUGAGGGACAGCAUAAAGCAGAAAAACUGUCCAGGAUAAUAAUUGCUCUCUUUGGAAUCGUAGGCUUAAUUUGGGGAUAUGCCAUUCAGCAGUUAUCGCAAACUGUUUACAUUCUAGGAUCAGGGUUCUUACUUGCCAGUAUUCUGACUAUACCACCUUGGCCAAUGUACAGAAGAAAACCACUGAACUGGCAGCCAGCAAGAGAUGUAGACUCGACCACAAACAACACAAAAUCUAAAAAAAAGAAAUAAAUUACUACUUACCUAUUCCAUUGCAUUUAAUAACAUAAUGAUUGUCCUUAAUGGUUCGCACAUAAGAUAUAAUGAUUUUUUUUUUAAUAUAUUAAAAACAGUACAACACUCCAAACAAA
Anthonomus grandis grandis is the source of this 534-nucleotide messenger RNA. RefSeq names its product signal peptidase complex subunit 1 (gene Spase12). NCBI's taxonomy places the organism in Eukaryota, Metazoa, Arthropoda, Insecta, Coleoptera, Curculionidae. Bases 128 to 415 code for a protein of 95 amino acids. The record is from RefSeq and is a predicted model, not a curated record. Gene Ontology annotation, cellular component: signal peptidase complex; endoplasmic reticulum membrane. Gene Ontology annotation, biological process: protein targeting to ER. The transcript is spliced from 3 exons.